CACCUGCCUUUGCAGUCGGGCUACUCCUCCCAUGGCCGCUUCUUCCCUCUUCUCUGCUCCUACUCACCCUCCCGCCUCCUCCUUCUCUUAUUGCCGCCGGAUCUCCCGGUCUGCUUCCGUUCUCCUCCCCCACUCCGCUCCUUCGCGUCCUCUUCUCCGUAGUGCCGCACUGAGGCCGCACGCCAACCUCCGGAACUCCCCCGGCGAGACGGCAGCCGAAGAUUCUAGAGCUGGUGUGGCUGUCUACAGGCCAAGAUCUUACAAGGUUCUCCUCUCCGACGCCUCCCGGUCCCUCGUGUCUGCUCUGGAUGAUGGCAAGACCCGUCUGGAGAUUGAUUUCCCGCCCUUGCCAAGCGACAUUUCAUCUUAUAAGGGUAAUUCAGAUGAAUUUAUUGAUGCAAACAUCCAACUUGCACUUGCUAUUGCUAGGAACCUGCAGGAGAUGAAAGAGAUCAGAUCUUGCAUUGUGUUCCCUGACCAACCAGAAAAGCGCAGGGCUUCUAAGUUAUUUCGAGCAGCUCUUGAAACAAUUGGUGGUGUAACCAUUGGGUCAUUAGAUGACAUACCAAGUGGACCUGUCAGAAGCUUCUUCAAAUCCCUAAGGAACACAUUGGAUCUUGAGUUUAGUGAUGAAAUUGAAGGUGAACAGAAGUACAACGAGGCACCACCAUCUUUAUAUAUUUUUAUUAACUGUAGUACACGUGAUCUUUCUGCUAUAGAGAAAUAUGUGGAAAAGUUUGCUACAACUGUUCCAGCUCUUCUUUUUAAUCUCGAACUUGAUACAUUACGUUCUGAUUUAGGCCUUCUAGGUUUCCCAACCAAGGAUCUUCAUUAUAGAUUUCUUUCUCAGUUUGUUCCUGUGUUCUAUAUUCGAACUAGAGAGUACUCAAAGGUAUGUGUCAGAUUAUUAGUUAAUUUUGCGCAAAUUCUGGAAGCUAUAUUAGUAUGUAUAUAUUUUACGUUGAAGACAGUUCCAGUUGCCCCUUUCCUAGUGAAUUACAGUGGAGCUCUAUUCCGUCAAUAUCCAGGACCUUGGCAAGUGAUGCUCAAGCAAACUGAAGGCUCCUAUGCUUGUGUAGCAGAAAGUGCUACUCGUUUCACUUUGGGAGAGACUAAGGAAGAACUUCUGAGGGUUCUUGGUCUACAAGAGGAACAAGGGAGCUCAUUGGAAUUUCUGAGAAGGGGCUUCAAGAAUGCAACCUGGUGGGAAGAGGACAUUGAUUUGGAGCUGUCUUCUGCCUGGCGAAGUUGAAGACAAGUUCCAGCAGAUGCUAUGUUAUCAUUAUUUAUUUUUGGUUAGUUCUUUCAAAAGUGGUUUUUGUUUUUCGCCUGUCCUUACAAAGUUCAAAGAGCAAAUGGUUGUUACUUGAGGGUUAGUGAUCUAUCUCGAUUAUUGUUGUUUAUCAAGUUCGAAUAAGUGAAACAUCAUGAUGAUAGUGCUUAUAAAAUCUGCAAUGGAUUAAUGUA
Molecule: messenger RNA, 1467 nt
Organism: Zingiber officinale
Lineage: Eukaryota; Viridiplantae; Streptophyta; Magnoliopsida; Zingiberales; Zingiberaceae
Product: protein LPA3-like
Exons: 11
Coding region: 32-1252 (406 amino acids)
Source: RefSeq, a predicted model, not a curated record